This is a messenger RNA of Papaver somniferum (opium poppy), 1281 nucleotides long. RefSeq names its product serine/threonine-protein kinase fray2-like. Gene Ontology annotation, biological process: protein phosphorylation. The record is from RefSeq and is a predicted model, not a curated record. NCBI's taxonomy places the organism in Eukaryota, Viridiplantae, Streptophyta, Magnoliopsida, Ranunculales, Papaveraceae. The coding region runs from base 6 to 1172 and encodes 388 amino acids. The transcript has a single exon. Gene Ontology annotation, molecular function: ATP binding; protein serine/threonine kinase activator activity; protein kinase activity.
CAAAAAUGGAAAGGAAGAACUAUCCGGUAGGAUCCGAAAAUUAUCAUCUGGUUGAAGAAAUAGGUCGUGGAUCCAGUUCUACUGUUUUCCGUGCAAUUUGCAAACCUCUUCAUGAAACUGUUGCAAUUAAGAUCCUGUAUCUCGACCAAAAUGAUUUAGGUAGCAUCGCUUAUGAAGCACAAACCAUGAUGCUGGUUGACCAUCCAAACCUUCAAAAGGCGCAUUGUUCGUUCGUUUCGGAUCAUUAUCUGUGGAUAGUUAUGCCGUUCAUGGCCGCUGGUUGUUGUCUCCGUAUAAUGAAGUCCGAUUUUCCAAAUGGAUAUGAGGAGGCCGUGAUCGCUACUAUCUUACGCGGUGUUUUGAGAGGAUUGGAGUACAUGCACCAUCACGGAGACAUACAUCGAGAUGUCAAAGCUGGAAAUAUUCUAGUCGAUUCGGAUGGUGCAAUAAAGCUUUCAGAUUUUGGUGUUUCUGCAAGCCUUUUUGAUGCAGGUGACAGGCAGUGUUCAAGAAAUGCUUUUGUAGGAACACCAUGCUGGAUGGCACCAGAGGUCAUCAUGGAGCAAAAUUAUGGGUACAAGGCUGACAUUUGGUCUUUCGGUAUAACUGCAUUGGAGCUUGCUCAUGGUCAUGCCCCUUCCUCAGAGUUUCUGCCAUCGGAAGUUUUGUAUAGGACAUUACGAGCUGCAUCGCCUGGUCUUGACCACAAGACGGAUAAAAAGUUCUCGAAUUCGUUCAUGAAAAUGAUUGAUAUGUGCUUAAAUAAAGACCCUUGUGAACGUCCUUCUGCGCAACAUUUAUUAAAACAUUCCUUCUUCAAGAAAGCUCGGUCCGGUGACUAUAUUGUACGGAAAAUUUUGACGGGGUUACCUACUGUUGGGGACCGAGCUACGGAGAUAGUAGUAAAGGAAGAAGACCUGGUUGCGAAAAAAAGAAAAAUAUCACAAGAUGAAUACAAUGAAGGGAUCAUUGCUUGGAAUUUCGAAGUUGAAGAUUUAAAGACUUGGUCGUCACAGCAAGUUCUGGAUGGUGAAGCGUCAACCUCUUGCAAAGACCAAGUCGUUGUCCAGCAAAGAGGACGGUUCACGGUGGUGAUCGAGAUAGAUGAGCACAAUGCACAAUGCCAGAAACUAGGAAAGAAGAAGUGCUCAUUGAAUCGCAAUGACAAGUAGUAGGCAAUGUUUUUUAUGUCAUGGUACUUGGUUAAUUGAUUGAAUUUUGAUUUGUUUCCGACCUAUGCUGAAUUUGUAUGCAAUAAAUAUUCAUAAAACAGAUCAGAGA